Molecule: messenger RNA, 906 nt
Organism: Caenorhabditis briggsae
Lineage: Eukaryota; Metazoa; Nematoda; Chromadorea; Rhabditida; Rhabditidae
Exons: 4
Source: RefSeq, a predicted model, not a curated record
CUUUAUGAACCAUUAAUGUUUUUUUACAUUUUCUUUCUAUUCUUAGUUUUCCCAUUCUACGUUCAUGUGUCCCGUUCGAACCGUGAACGAGAUAAAGCCUCUUCCGUUUAUCAGGUUAUCAGUUAUUUUUAUAAAAGUAUCAUUCUUCAAUAUAUCUCUUUAACAUUUAUUGUUAUCACCUUAUUUCCAAUAGAAUAUUUUCUCAAACGCCAUCCAAAGAUUGUGAUUUUUCCUGGAAUAAUAUCGACAAUCGCUGUGCUGAUAGGUUUAUUAUCAGCACAAGUCAAUUAUCUCCUCAUUUCGUUGUUAGCAAUUCAACGUUUUUCCAUUUAUUUUCAUCCAUGGACUGAGAAAUAUCUGCAACUUUCAAAAUGGAAAUUUUGGUUUUUAAUUAUAAUAUUUUCUCAAACGCCAUCCAAAGAUUGUGAUUUUUCCUGGAAUAAUAUCGACAAUCGCUGUGCUGAUAGGUUUAUUAUCAGCACAAGUCAAUUAUCUCCUCAUUUCGUUUAUUUGUAUAUCUGGCAAAAUCUAAUGCUUCUAUCCUCGUGUAUUUUGUACAUCCCAAUUGGUUUGAGUAUUCGGAAGUUUAGUCAUUUAGCUUCGUUUCAAGGCAAUCAACCUCAGCGUUACAUUCUUUGGCAGUUGGUUACUAUAUACACAUUUUCAUAUUUUAUCAUCCAUCUUUCAUCAACCGAAAUUGAAAUGGAUUUUUAUGGAACGUUUUUUCAUGCACUGAUAAGUAUGAAAGCCACAGAUGCAUUGGCAUUUCCUCUAGUCAUUCAAAUCUCGUAUCUUGGUUGUAACCGUCAGAAUUUGAAGACAUUUUUGAAAUCAUUGAAACUCAAAAAAUUAUCAUGGAAGUUGUUCGGCAAUGGUCAAGUAGAGGAUAGGAAUCAGUCGAUUUAC